AUGAGCCAAAAAAAAAAAAUCUGUUUUUUAUUCGUUCCUCGUUGUUUCUUUCUUUGUUUCUUUCGCCUUUUUUAUUCGUUGUUUCUUAAUUCGUUAUUUUCUUCUUUUUCUUCCCUGUUUCUUUUUUCGUUUCUUUCUUAUUUUUCUUCCUUGUUUUUUUCUUCGUUUCAUACUUAUUUUUCUUCCGUGUUUCUUUUUUCAUUUUUCCCCUUUUUUUCUUCCUUCGUUAUUUUCUUCUUUUUCUUCUUUGUUUCUUUCAUCGUUUCUUUCUUAUUUUUCUUCCUUUUUUUUCUUCCAUUCAUACUUCUUUUCUUCUUUGUUUCUUUCUUUUUUCUUUCUUUUUCUUCCUUGUUUAUUUCUUCCUUUUCUUCUUGUUUCUCUCUUCGUUUCUAUCUUAUUUUUCUUGUUUUUUUUCUUCGUUUCAUACUUUUUUUCUUUUGUUUCUUUCUUUGUUUCUUUCCUCUUUUUCUUCCUUGUUUCUUUCUUUGUUUCUUUCUUAUUUUUCUUUCUUGUUCUCUCUUCGUUUCUUUGCCCUUUUUUCUUCCUUGUUUCUUUAUUCUUUUAUUUCUUCUUUAUUCUUCGUCGUUUCUUUAUUGGUUCUUUUCUUCUUUUUCUUCUUUAUCUCUUUCUUUGUUUCUUUCUUCUUCGUUCUUAAUUGUUCCUUUCUUCAUUUCUUUCUCCUUCUUCUACCUUUUUCUCCUCUCUCUGUGUCUCAGGGGUGGGUCCUGA
Messenger RNA from Acanthosepion pharaonis, 729 nucleotides. The record is from the annotation of a GenBank genome assembly. Lineage: Eukaryota; Metazoa; Mollusca; Cephalopoda; Sepiida; Sepiidae.